CCUACAUUACGCGCUCCACGGGGUUCAGGUGUCUAAAAUAGUUCAGACGAUCGCGGUGUUAGUCCAUGUCUGUACCUAUAUCUUCUGGAUGGCAUGCAUGGUUGGUCUGAGAUUCUUCCUCAACGGAUUUCUCGGCGUACCUUAGCGACAUAUUACAUGCCAGCCAUCACGUCUCUUUGCAUGUGUUGUUUGUAAUCGUAUUUAAUACCCCUCCCCGACUGGACGACACCUCCCACACACACAUUCACUGUCCUAUCCCGCCUGCCUCUUUUCCCCUUACAAAUACGCCUUCUCUUGGAACAUUCCUUGAUGGAUUCGUUCCGCCAAGGGGUCUCGAACAACUAACCGACUGACUGACUGACUGACUGGCCACUUGGACAACAACGUAGACGACGUGCCCCCCGAUGGAGAGCAUCUACGCCAACUACCCCGAGUAUAAGUCCACAGCCCGGCUCGACGACCUCCGCGCGACGGACUACGGCUACCUCGACAAGCAGGACCAUCUGUACCUCGACUUCACGGGCGCGGGCCUCGCGGCGCAGUCGCAGCUCCGGGAGCACGAGAGCCGGCUCGAGCGGACGCUCCUCGGCAACCCGCACUCGGAGAACCCGACGAGCCGGUCGGCCACCCACCUGGUCGAGGACGCCCGUGCCCGCAUCCUCGCCCACCUCGGCGCCUCGCCGGACGAGUACACGGCCGUCUUCACCCCGAAUGCCACCGGCGCCGCCCGCCUCGUCGCCGAGGCCUAUCCCUGGACGCGCCGCUCGAGGCUCGUCCUCACGGCCGACAACCACAACUCGGUCAACGGCCUGCGCGAGUUCGCCCGUCGGGGUAAUGCUCGAACCGUCUACGUGCCCGUCCGCGCGCCGGAGCUGAGGGUCGACCCGGCUGACCUGGUGACGGCGCUGAAGCCCCGUCGCAGGAUAACGGGCAGUCGUUUGUUCAGUAGCGGCGGCAAGGGACACAAGAGCAGCAGCAGCAACAGCAACAGCAACGGCAACAGCAGUAGCAACAGCAGCAAUAGCAAUAACAGGAAGAACGGUUUGUUCGCGUACCCGGCCCAGAGCAACUUCAGCGGCGUCCGGCACCCGCUCUCGUGGGUGAGCCUCGCGCAGCAGCAGGGCUACGACGUGCUCCUCGACGCGGCCGCCUACCUGCCGACGUCGCGGCUCGACCUGUCGCCGUCAUCCGGGGCGCGGCCCGAGUUCGUCAUCGUCAGCUGGUACAAGCUGUUCGGGUACCCGACGGGGGUCGGGUGCCUCGUCGUGCGGCGCGACGCCCUCGCGCGGCUGGCGGGCUCGCGGCCGUGGUUCUCGGGCGGCACCAUCGCGGCGGCGUCGGUCGGCGCGCCCUGGCACGUCAUGGCGCCGGACGAGGCCGCCUUCGAGGACGGCACCGUCAACUUUUUGUCGAUCCCGGACGUGCGCUUCGGGCUCGACUGGCUCGACGGCAUCGGCAUGGACCUGAUCGGCACGCGGGUCCGGUGCCUGACGGGCUGGUGCCUCGACCGGCUCCGGGGGCUCCGGCACGGCGACGGGUCGCCCGUGGUGCGCAUCUACGGCCCGACAGACAUGACGGCGCGCGGCGGGACCAUCUGCUUCAACUUCCUCGACGUGGGCGGCCGCGUCGUGGACGAGCGGCUCGUGGCGGCCGAGUCGUCGGCGCGCAACAUCUCGCUGCGGACCGGGUGCUUUUGCAACCCAGGCGCCGGCGAGGCGGCCUUUGGGCUGAGCAAACGCGUGUUGGAGCCGCUGAGCCGGGCGCAGAUGCAGAUGAAGAUGCAGGUGCAGGUCAUGAACAGCGGCGGCGGCGGCGGUGGCGGCGGCGGCUCGGCGGACGACUACAUACGGCUGCUGGCGCCCGUCGGGGCCGUCCGGAUCUCGUUCGGCUUCGUGACGACGACGGGGGACGUCGACCGGUUCAUAGCGUUUGCGGAGGAGACGUACCGGGACAGGCUGGCGCCGGUGAAUGGGCUGCCGACACACGAUCGGUGUUGAGAGUAUAUUCGGACUGAGUCGGCAUUAUAACGAGGCGCAAGACUCGAGAUUCGAGACUGCAGACUCGAGACUCGAUACCCCAGGCUCAGACUCGCACUCACACUCAUGACUCACACUUUAGAGACUUGGUCGAUCGCCAUGGACAAACGGCUCCUCCCGCGGCCCUCGAGUACAUAUAGCUCCAAGUCUAGAGCCCAGAGGUGCGGCCCGGACAAAGACGACGACAACCAAAAAGCUGGGGGGGGGGGCGCGAUGGUUCAACCCAGAACGGACGCUUCGCACGUGCGGGGACAAACCCGCGAGAGCCGGCAAAGAAAUACCGACAUGUUCCCCCCCUCUUGAGUCGAGAGAGAGAGAGAGAAAACAUGAUGGGACGGGAAACGAAACCCACAAAGUCCACAACUUUGGUGGAAAAGCUCGAGUCCAACACCAACCUCCGAGAUGCAUCCACCCUCGGACUAGAUUCUCUUUGGGCAUGGCGAGGUGGGAUCGCGACCCAGUUUGCUCUCUCUCUCUCUCGUCACGCAAACCCUUCGUUUCGUCGUCUUGGCGAUCGAAGCGCCUUUCCCGACGUGAACCCGUCUCUUAUCAUCAUCCCACAUACCCCCUCCUCCAGAAAGGCGUGGCUUACCGCGCUUAUUAACGGACAGCACUCGGUUGGCUUCUUUGCCAUAUGGGGAUGUUGAUUCUUCAGCGGGGUUCCACGACCAACAGGAUCGGCAGUUUCCCUCUCUUGCAGCAGCAGCGGCCCCCAUUUCUGCUGUGUGGACCAACUAGGCCGUCCGUGGACGAGAAUGCAACGGUGAUGGCGCCGUCGGGGGCGUCUCAUUGGCCGCCGCUCUCGGCGCCAACGUGUUCUUAUGCCGGGCCCUGAGUAAUUGCUUUGCUUCGUUCACAUGCGCUAUAUGGAUACAGCAGCAGCAGCAGCGGCAGCAACAACAUCAUCAUCACCCGAAAGGGUCGGGUCGGGAGCUCAGGUUGUUGCUGAAUCAAAUCCGUUUGUUGGUGUGUCUUUUGACUCCCAAGAGCAUGGGAUGGGACGGAAUGGAAUGUGAUGGGAUGGGAUGUGAUGGGACAAGAUGGAAUUCAAGACAGUUACACUCCAAGCGAGCCGAGUCGUAGGGGGAACCCAGGGCUCAAUCACUGUAGCAGCAGUUCGCAAAGGCCCCCAUCUGCACUCUGCCGGGAUGUUUGUCUGAUGUUUGAUGCUGUUUGGUGGG
This is a messenger RNA of Colletotrichum destructivum, 3217 nucleotides long. Its product is annotated as Putative aminotransferase class V domain, pyridoxal phosphate-dependent transferase, major. Bases 405 to 1997 code for a protein of 530 amino acids. The transcript has a single exon. NCBI's taxonomy places the organism in Eukaryota, Fungi, Ascomycota, Sordariomycetes, Glomerellales, Glomerellaceae. The record is from RefSeq and is a predicted model, not a curated record.